Messenger RNA from Aspergillus glaucus CBS 516.65, 1521 nucleotides. RefSeq lists its product as uncharacterized. The transcript is spliced from 2 exons. Lineage: Eukaryota; Fungi; Ascomycota; Eurotiomycetes; Eurotiales; Aspergillaceae. The coding region runs from base 1 to 1407 and encodes 468 amino acids. The record is from RefSeq and is a predicted model, not a curated record.
AUGACAUCCCCUACAAGCCUACCAGCCGAAGUUCUUACAGAGAUCUUCGACAGUUGUGACACCUUCCAACAAGCCAUUGCACUAGGCUCGGCAUGCAGAAGAUUCCGUUCUCUAUGGCUGUCCAUCUCUUCCCCGAUUAUUCGCCGGCUCGGGAGAGUCGAGAUCCGGGCAUUUGACGAUGCUUUAAUAGCAGUUCGCGCCACUGUCAUAGCGCAGGGACACCUUGCGAAUGGAGAACUACCUCCGGAUCCGUUUCCAUUCCACCAGCUCAGUCCAGAGAUAAACCUCCCAUCGCACGAUGAACUCCUGGGUGUCUUUGGUUAUGAGCAUCUCGCCAAGUGUUUUGAGAACAUUUUCUGGCAUGACCUAUUCAAAGGCACGGUCGGUCUCGAAGACUUUGACGAGGACCCCGAGGUGUGGGAAACCUGGCGCGUUGGGUUCCACGCGUCUAUGUAUCGGCUCUUCCUUGUUGGCGCAGCACUGUGUCGAGCGUACCAGGAACCAUUUUUCCCAUACGAUGACGACCGUCCUCGUGAUUUCCUUCAAACGCUGAAGACGACGAUCUCUGAAGAGCGGUACUUUGUGCAGUCUGCAUUCGACUUGAACGAUACCCAAUAUCUGCUCAAAUACCCUGCGUAUAACUUUGGAGAUCACGAGGGACAUCAGCAGAUCUUCGGUCCACUUGUCGAAUUCCUUGUUUGCCUAAGUAAAGCACGAGCUCAAGGUCACCAGUUGAAGGAGGUCUCGUCGUUAUUUGAAUCUAUGGGGUUCACAAACCCACCCGGCCUUGACAAUAACGAAGCCUCCACUAUAUUCGCCGAGCUCGUCCAACUCUUAUUCACAUAUUAUCAGUUAGACAGUCUAUACAAAAAUCUAGUUACAUAUCAGAAGCGAAACGGCGAAUGCAUCCGUUCCAGGACUCGCUUACGAGAAAAGGUCCAUUCGCAACCCAAGAAGACGACAGUCAUUAUUCCAGGAGCUUUCUACCCAGACGAAUUUUACAUGCCGCGGCGAAUCGAAGAUGCCGGCAAAUUGUUGAGCGUGAGGCCGGCGGACCUAUCAACAAGGAUGGCAGCGCUAUCCACCAAUUUUCCCUACGAAAACCUCGACAUUCUCCUGCAAUGCUUGCACCGUACGUCAGGCCAGCCGAAUAAGUAUGAUGAAUUCUUUAGCACGCACGAGCCACAUUACGAAUUUAUCCAGUUUCUUUGCCAGAGGCACCUUGGGCUUCGCUUCAGUGAAGAAGCGUUUGAUCUUAUGAAAGAAGAAAGCCAUUAUUCCCUGUGGGAGGGGGAAAGCAAUGUGUUCGAUCAGACCACGCAAGAUAUCCAGGCAGCGGUGGAAAUGUUCACUUCUGCAGACACCGAAUAUGAGCCUUACUUUGAAGAAAUGGAAUGCAUGAUCUAGUUGGGAUUUAACUAUACAAUCAGAGGCCUACUCUGGCUUCAACACGCCAGCGGGAUGGUAUUUCUCCAGCUAGACCCUAGAAUAGCAUCAAAAAUAGCCAGCUUAGAUGCCAAC